This is a messenger RNA of Schistosoma spindalis, 5394 nucleotides long. The record is from the annotation of a GenBank genome assembly. Lineage: Eukaryota; Metazoa; Platyhelminthes; Trematoda; Strigeidida; Schistosomatidae.
AUGCCUCACGAUGGGAGUGAUUUGAUGGAGCGUAUUCGGCAAAUCGUCAACCAACAGAAGUUACGUUGCUUGGAUGGAGAUAAAUUGGACUCAUCUUCAAUCGCUGGAUAUUUGAAUGAUUCGAUGGAUGAUAAUCACGAUAAAACUGAUGUAUCUUGUAAAUUUGUCACGCGCAAAGUAGCUGAAACCACUGCUCCAUCACCUUAUCCAGGGUUUUCUACUGUCAAUGAAGAUCAAAAGAAAAUAUCUACAAAUGACACAUAUCUCAGCAUAUGUAGAUCUGAUGCAAAAGCCCAUAUUUUAAAACGUUUACAUGGUACGAGUCCAACAAAUCCGUGUGUUAGGCGCGUCUCUGCCAAAAAUAUACGUUCACAACACGUUGAUUCACAAAUCAAUACAAUUCCUAAUAAUGUUCAUGCCUGGCGUCAGGGUAAAGAACUUAUUCAUAAAUAUCUUGGCACUUCAUCUGAGAGUAUUGAUAAACAUGCGGAUAAGGAAGAACAAUCUCCAAAAUUAGAUCAUUCAAGCCCGUUGAGAUUUGAUGCAGUCAUUGAUAAGGAAAAUCCAAAAAUAAUAAAUGCAAACCAAAAUGAACCGAACACAGUAAAUUCAGAUAAAACAAGUAAACAGAUAGUGAAUGCACCUCUUGUUGCUUCCAAGUCUGGUAAAGGUCUAUUUCAUCCAGUUAAGACAAAAAAUGCAGUAAACAAUUAUUCAGAUGCGCUAGGAUCUGUGCAAAAAGAUAUUCAUGGCUGUCCUACACCUAGAGCUCAUCUUAAGGCCCUGGUCCAACAACAAAGGGAAGCUCGAAAACAGGAGCAUAAACGGCAGCUGGAAGCUGAAAAAGAGAAGCGUGAACAAAUUCAACGAAAUCUACAUGCAACUGCACUAGCAGCUGCCGCUGCUGCAAAGUUACCUGUCACUGCAACCAAAAGAAUGUCCGAACUUUCUCCAGUUAUUCCUGUAUGCUUAUUUCAACCGGUCAAAGCACCUUUAUUGACGUUGAACUCUUAUUCUUCGGAACGAGAACAAAAGCUGGAGGAACUUCUUAGACGUGAGGUAUCAACACCAGAAAAUCAGGUUUCUGAGAUCAUUCCUCCCACGUCUUCCGACCGAGAUUCCACCAAUUCUUCUUAUCGAGAUUUUAUCGAAACUUUGAAAGUUAGAUCUAGUUCGACGAACUCCCAUGUAACUAAUCCCAUCCCAACUAGUGAAUCCAGCGUGAAACGAAAUCGAAUGACUGCUGUAAAUAAAUAUGAAGAUAGUACCAUUUCUAAACAACCAAAAUGUGGCAAGCUGAAUAGUAGUUGUAGAUGUUCAAUACAGACGAAUAACUGUAAACAAAUGUUUGAUUCUAUUCCUCCAAGAACUGCUCUACCGAAAAACUAUUUGAAUGAGAAAUCAUCGCAUAUGAAAAGCUUGCAGGUCGAAACAGUCUCAUUAUCACCGACUAAGCAUAAGUUCUGUUCAGCUGGCUCUCAUAAUACUCGUUUUUAUGAAUCUGAGUUACCAAAAAUGUCUCUUCAUCAAGAUACGGAAUUUCAGGUUCCUGUUCCUUUUUCAGGAAAUGUGUCAACCCGUCCUAGAACCGGUGUGAAUGUUACUCGUUGUCCUGAAGCACUACAAAAACGUUUAUUUCCUUCGAAAGAGCGUACUGUCCCUUAUGUAAAUAGAUCAAAGACUAUCUGUGAUCAUGUUACGGAAGCUGCGCGUCUCGAUAUAAAACUGAGCACACAACGUGUAAAGCACAUGCUUGCUGUUGAUUCUGACGAUGAUGAUAAUGAUAAUAAUUCUGAUGAGGAUCAAUGUUUUUAUACAGAUGAUGGGGUUAAUUCCUCAGUCUCUUCGUUUGAAAGAAUUCAAAAGCCAACUGUAAGUAUUUGGAGACGUUUAGAAGCUGUAGGGGCUAGUGAUUCGGAGUUAGAAGAGAAUAAUGUUUGUAUCAUUGAAGAUAUCAAGGAUGAAAAACCUGUGAUUGUGGAUAAUGUAUCUCAGCAUUGCUCAACUUCUUGGAAGUAUAAUGCCAACAUGAACCAUUUUCUUCAUUCUGGCUCAAAUAAUUUUAUGGGAGACAUUCGUGCUAAGAAUGAAUUUCGAAAUCUCAUUUAUAGUGAUCCUUUACGUUUCGCUUCCGUACACAAACGUCAACAAAAGCUAUUUCAUAGAGUAGGAAAGAAACCUUUCAAAUUCUUGGAACCACAAGUAAACAGUAUGGAAAAGAUGGAAGUUCACGAAAAAAACGCGACAAACAGAGGUAGUUCACUUCAUUUUCGAGAGAAGAUUGAUAAAGAAUCACUAUUUGUCAAAUCGAAUGCUCCCGGUAAUACCAACAUUCAAGCAGUUAAUGUGGAAUGUACAGACUCAGGAGAUCGGAGUUCAUUAUCACAUACUGCCUGUUCCAUCAGGACGAAAGCACAAGAGUUAUUUAUAACAGAAGAUAAAUCUGAUUCCCAGGCACUCCCAACGAAUCAUCAAAAGAUUAAUAAUUUUAUAAAUAAAACUAUAAACCCUUCUCAACUGAGGCUAACACCCGCUGCACUUAAUCUCCAGUUAGCCGCUGAAAUGAAUUAUCUUGAAACACUUUCUGGUUCAAUGCAGCAUAUUGCUGAUAUGGAGUCUCUUCGUCAGAUUACCGCUGCUCAAGCCGAAUGUGUUAGUCUAGCACAGUUGCUUAAGGCUCGUGAAUUGCAGAUAUCAUCGAAAAUUAGUGAUCAGAUGUUGGAGAAAGAAACACAAGGUGCAUUUGUUAACCCUAAUGAACCAGGUCGUCUGAUUUCUGGAGUACAUUCACCCCAGUUUGAAAGCGUACUAAAAGCUGCUGAAGAAUUCGAUAAGAUCGAACGUCGUCUUAGUGUAAGGACUUCACACUUGGAUGCCAUUUCCUCCUGUUCUACUGAGUCACCAUCUGUCGACUCAAAUAUUACAAAUGAAGCAAAUGUUCAUAAGUCUUUAAAUGGAUCUAUUUCAGAAUCCAGUGCAAACAAACAACAAUUUUCAACAGGAAGCGAUAAAACAAUUUCAAAUGAUAACGUCAUUAAAUCGAUUUCAGGAGGUGUUGUAACGGCUUCUGAUUCGUCUAAUGAACCUUGUCAUCCUAUCUCUACUGGCACUACUGUUGCUUCUAUGACUACAACUGACAAAGUUUCUGAACCAGGAAAAUUGACUGUCAUGCCAUCAUCAUCGCCUAGAUUAAAUAAUUUCAUCAAUAUUGAAAAAAAGUUAGAAAAAAAGAAGAAAGCGUCAGUAGAUUUUAGUGAUGAUGAUGAAUCUAUGAAGUCAUAUAGUAAAGUUACCAAAGAAGAACUUCAGAGAAAGUCGAAUGAUCAAGUGCUAACUAAACGGAAAAAGUUGAAACGAUAUUCGCGAAACGAAAAACCACAUAUAAAAUCGACAGACAUUCCUAUGUUAAAUCUAUGCGUCGUCAUGUCGCCUAAUAGCUCUUGCCAAACUGAAAGGAAUGAGAAAUUCGAUCAAGUGAAAUAUGCUUUGAAUAAGCGUGUAGCGGCUUUACAAUCUAGGCGUAGGAAAGCUGAAGAGCUUUUAGCGCUUUCUAAAAAUAUUGAACUUGAAGAGGUCGAAGUUGUUCGUUUAGAACGUGAAGCCUUGAACGCUAUCCAAAGUAAACGUUUAGCUUUGCAUGAAAAUCUGUCCCAGGUAUCAAACGAUAAUGAAGCGAAAAAGUAUUCAACAUCUUGUCAUUGGUCGAAGAAUAGUGGCUUUAAACAUUGGAGGUCGAAUUCUCACUCACCCGUUUGUCAACGUUCCAAUUAUUCGCAAUAUAGUGAUGAACUUGGUUUAGAAAAGGCUGGUGAUGACAAAACUAAUUCUGAGCAAUUUCCUACAGCUUCAUUCGGCAGAAGUUCUAGCUUAUUAAAAUGCGAUAGAACCAACUCAAAUACUGCUUCCGAAUGCUCUACUGCUCGGACAGUGUCUACUGCUACAGAUUUAAAAUAUUGCAAGUCCGACUCGGAUUCAAACCGGUCAGUUUCACAUACUGAAAAACAUCAUUCCAACAUUUCACUUGGUAAUAAUUAUAAAUUAAUACCAAAUCGACACAAUGAGAACUGUACAUCAAAUUUAUUAAGCACUGAAAAUGAUGUUAAUAUUAGUCGAGUUUCCAAAGUUUCAAAUUAUUUUCCAAAACUUGAUAUUGGAGUUGAAACUACACCAUCUUUACGUAAUCUGUUAACAUGUGAAGUCGCUACACCAUCAUUAGAUCGUACUGUGACUCCAACCUCCAGACACAUACGUCAGCGCUCAAAUUCUCAUGAUUCUGGUCGUCGAAGACGUGUCACUGUCCUUAAUUCAGUUGAUUCAAUGGAUGAGGAUGGUCGGUUGUUUGGCGCUGGAGAUGAUGAACCAUUUUCUACAGUAUCGGCCAAUUCACAUUCCGAUCUCAGUGAAUUAGAAUCGCGAAUUCAAGCUCUGAAUUCCAAUCUAAAAAAACAGGAAAGCAUUUUAUGUCGCAUCAAUGUAGAAUAUAAACGUGUACAUAAAGAUCGCCUAGCAAGAUUAGAAUCAACAUUGCUGAAGCAUAGACAGCUUUGUACCGAAAUCAUUGCCAAUAUCAAAGCUGAUUUAGAUGCUUGCAGAGCAUCUGUCUGUACAGAAGCUAAUGAUUCUCAUUUGAAAUCUAUGAAAAACGUAGUCGAUACCGAUAAUAUUUCUUAUGUAUCACCAUCAAAAUGUUUGAAUAAAACAACACUUGACAAUUUUAACGAUAACAGUAUCUCUUCUGCAUCGUCGAAACAUAUUGAUAAAUUGGCUUUAUCUAGUCACAUCCUCACUAGUAAACACUCGACAAACAAUGAUGAAACUGAACCAGACACAUUAAUUUCGGUGGCUGAAGAAUUAGUAUCACCACAGGAUACUGAUGAUGAAUUGAAGCAGCUCGAUUUAGAUGAUGAUAUUGACCGUAGUACACCAGUUGCUGAACAUUCUCCCAUUUCAACGAAUAAAAAUACCACAUAUUUAUCCAAUCCUGACGUCAGUGCUGUGGAAUCUAAGCAAACAAUUAGUUCUGAAGUGUCAAAAGAUAAGGGUUGUUUGUCUCCUUCAGUUCAUACAGAAGCGUCAUAUUAUACAGAUUUUCAACCGAGCUCUGAAGAUAACAAUUCUAAAUCACUAAAUACUCAAGAUAUUUUACAUAAGAACGAGAUUGAAAAGGAAUCCAAUAACACGUCAAUGAAGUUUAUAAUUAACUCAACUGACAAAGCGUUAACGGGACAAGUAAAUCAGGCAAACAAUGUGUUUUCUAAUCAGUUAGCUCCCCAAAAUUUUACUGAUGAAUGCGAUCUAAAUCAUUCUGGAAGUUUACUUUCUUCAUAUGUUCGUUUAGUUAACUUUCUUAAAACCGCUUUUUUACAUCAAAGUAUUGUUUUUUGUUUGAAAUAA